Molecule: messenger RNA, 435 nt
Organism: Daphnia pulicaria
Lineage: Eukaryota; Metazoa; Arthropoda; Branchiopoda; Diplostraca; Daphniidae
Exons: 3
Coding region: 94-435 (113 amino acids)
Source: RefSeq, a predicted model, not a curated record
UACAUAAAAGACGAAAAUUUCCUCAGUUUUCCAUCAUUCGUCGCCAAAUCUACGAUCCACUUCAAGCAUCGCACUGUCACAGCCCUCGCUACCAUGAAGCAAACGAUGUUUAUGCUCUUUGUGUCCUUGACGGCUUACGGUUCGACGUCCUCAGCCCAGCAACCAACCACCUGGACCAACCCUUACUUUUACUACAACUACAACAACCCGCUUGCCCUGCCUACCCAGAAGGCCUCCGCCAACGAAAUGGUGGGCAAUCCGAAACAAUUAUCCGCUUACGACGAUCACAGUAUUCAAAGCACGCUAGGAUCUCAUGUCGUACUGCUAACAACAUGCCUGAGGGAUUUGAGAACCACGAAAGCCGAUUUGGUACAAACCCAUAAGGAGGUUGAAAAUUUUAAGAAAGAGUUGAUUGAGUUAAAAGGUAAGUUUUAA